Messenger RNA from Uloborus diversus, 456 nucleotides. Its product is annotated as translation initiation factor IF-2-like. NCBI's taxonomy places the organism in Eukaryota, Metazoa, Arthropoda, Arachnida, Araneae, Uloboridae. Bases 1 to 456 code for a protein of 151 amino acids. The transcript has a single exon. The record is from RefSeq and is a predicted model, not a curated record.
AUGUCAAACAGAUGUCCUCUGAACAGCAAAGAAGAUAAGCCAAACAGAUAUACUCUGAAUAGCAAAGAAGAUAAGCCAAACAGAUAUACUCUGAAUAGCAAAGAAGAUAAUCCAAACAGAUAUACUCUGAAUAGCAAAGAAGAUAAGCGAAACAGAUAUACUCUGAAUAGCAAAGAAGAUAAGCCAAACAGAUAUACUCUGAAUAGCAAAGAAGAUAAUCCAAACAGAUAUACUCUGAAUAGCAAAGAAGAUAAUCCAAACAGAUAUACUCUGAAUAGCAAAGAAGAUAAGCGAAACAGAUAUACUCUGAAUAUCAAAGAAGAUAAGCCAAACAGAUAUACUCUGAAUAGCCAAGAAGAUAAGCCAAACAGAUAUACUCUGAAUAUCAAAGAAGAUAAGCCAAUCAGAUAUCAUCAUAACAGUGAAAAAGAAAAACCAAUCAGAGUUCAUCCCUGA